Molecule: messenger RNA, 664 nt
Organism: Gymnogyps californianus (California condor)
Lineage: Eukaryota; Metazoa; Chordata; Aves; Accipitriformes; Cathartidae
Gene: RNF122
Product: ring finger protein 122
Exons: 6
Coding region: 15-482 (155 amino acids)
Cellular component (GO): endomembrane system
Molecular function (GO): ubiquitin protein ligase activity
Source: RefSeq, a predicted model, not a curated record
GGAGCGGCUCCCGGAUGCCCCCCUUCCAGUGGUGCAACGGGUGCUCCUGCAGUCUGGGGCUGAUUUAUACCAGUAAAGCCUGCACGAUGCCUCCCAUCACGUUCCAGGACCUGCCACUGAACAUCUACAUGGUCAUUUUCGGCACCGGCAUCUUUGUCUUCGUGCUCAGUCUCAUCUUCUGCUGCUACUUCAUCAGCAAGCUGCGGCACCAGGCUCAGAGCGAGCGGUUCGGGUACAAGGAGGUGGUUUUGAAGGGCGAUGCCCGGAGGCUGAACGUGCACGGGCAGACCUGUGCCGUCUGCCUGGAAGAUUUCAAGGUGAAGGAGGAGCUGGGGGUGCUGCCGUGCCAGCACGCCUUCCACAGAAAGUGCCUGGUGAAGUGGCUGGAGGUGCGCUGCGUUUGCCCCAUGUGCAACAAGCCCAUGGCGGGUCCGGCACAGCCCCGCGCCGGCAUCGGCACCCUCCUGGACGAACUGGUGUGAGCAGCCCCCGCUCUUCGCCGGCCAGAUCCUGCCGGGGCCGUCGCGGGACCGCGGCUCCCCGGGGCUGCCCACGCACGGCAUCACCCGGCCCCGCAUGUCCCCGGGGGAUCGAACAGUUCGUCUCGAAGGAUUCGGGAUUUCUGAGUUGGGAUUUUUAACUCGCAGGUCGUUGCUUUGGUUUU